Molecule: messenger RNA, 4628 nt
Organism: Drosophila mauritiana
Lineage: Eukaryota; Metazoa; Arthropoda; Insecta; Diptera; Drosophilidae
Gene: kuz
Product: disintegrin and metalloproteinase domain-containing protein 10
Exons: 12
Coding region: 753-4460 (1235 amino acids)
Biological process (GO): membrane protein ectodomain proteolysis; Notch signaling pathway
Cellular component (GO): plasma membrane
Molecular function (GO): metalloendopeptidase activity
Source: RefSeq, a predicted model, not a curated record
AAAAAAACCACCAAGCGAGUUGGACGUGCGACUGUUUAAAACGGAUCUCGGAACGCCGUGGGAGUCGGAAAGUCGGAAAAUCGCUGGACGCGUGUUCGUGCGUUUGCAUGUGUGCGUGCGUUCGUGUGUGUGUGUGUGCUAGUGUGCGAGCGGGUGAGCGAAUUAAAAAUAAAUAUAUUGCCAAGUCAGGCUUAAGAAAUGUGCGCUAAUCAAAGAAAAUGUCCCCAAUUUCGGCCAAUUGAGAAUUGUGGCUAAACAAAAUAUUCGACGGGAGUUCAAUUUCGCUCUUCUGCCUUCAGAAAUUAACAAUCCAGUGAAUAAACACACAAAAUCAACCAAAAAAGAAGGUUUUUCUUUUUUAUUUUCGCUUUUAAUUUGUUAACGAGAAAAUAUUGGAAUAAAAUAAAAAUAAAAGAAAAGUGUACGUGACAAGAGCUCGAAAAGAAGUUGCAACAAAUAGCAAAAAUAAUUCGUGCGUGCGAAAAAGUGCUGCGAAGUUUUAUGGCCCAUGCAAAAAGUGCUAAAUUUGUAAAUGGCAUGGAAAGUGCAAAGCUCUGAUUAAAAACCCGCGAAGAUUGGUGUGCGAGGUGCCCCCCAAUAACGCAACCAACUACUGCCACAAGGAAAUUAUUAAGACCAAUCAACGACCUUCGCGGAAAUAAUAAAAAAAAUUGCAAAAACAUAGCAAACAGAAAUUUGGUGCUAGUUCUGUUUAGUCGACACCCAUCCACGUUGGAUCCCCAUCGCAAAUAAUGUCAUCAAAAUGUGCUUUCAACACUGUAUUCGUAUCGAUCAUUUUCAUCAUCAUCGUAAAUGGUUACGCAAAAGAUAUUUCUGGAGUUAAAAGAGGUCAUGAACGACUUAACGAAUACAUAUCCCACUAUGAAACACUCAACUAUGAUCACGAGCACAUCCGAGCUAGUCACAAUAGAGCGCGACGAUCAGUGACCAAAGAUCAUUAUGUACAUUUAAAGUUUGCAUCACAUGGAAGAGACUUCCAUCUUAGAUUAAAACGUGAUUUAAAUACAUUUAGCAAUAAGUUAGACUUUUAUGAUAGCAAAGGUCCCAUUGAUGUCUCCACGGAUCAUAUCUAUGAGGGCGAAGUGAUAGGGGAUCGUAAUAGUUAUGUAUUUGGUUCCAUACACAAUGGGGUAUUCGAGGGUAAAAUUAUAACGGAACGUGAUGCCUAUUAUGUUGAACAUGCCAAACAUUAUUUUCCCACAAAUCGCACGGCGACAACAACACCACCUUCGACUUCGACGACAUCCACAGCAACAGCAGCCACAAAAAGCACACAACCAACACGGCCUUUGGCCAAAAGCAACACCAGUACUACUGCCGUUAAUAGUAAGACAGAAAACUUUAUAAAGAAAAUUGCUGAAUCCACAACGACGAGCCAGCAGCUUCCAGAGUAUACCGAAUCGUCGUCCUCGUCGUCGACAACAACAUUCCCACCCACAACAGAGUAUUUCGAGGACGAAAAGGAGCGUAAUGCCGAGGACGAACUUGAUUUUCACUCCAUUAUCUACAAGGAGUCACAUGUCGAGGACGCCUACGAAAAUGUGCGCGAAGGUCACGUGGCCGGCUGUGGCAUCACGGAUGAGGUCUCUCAGUGGAUGGAGAACAUACAAAAUUCAGCCGUCGAAGAGUUGCCGGAGCCCAUGUCAAAGGACUACCAAAAGCUCCACCGGAAGCAGCUGCACAAAAAGUCCGCCCCACAGCAACAACAGCAGCCCCAUCCGCCCAAGAAGUACAUCAGCGGGGAUGAGGACUUCAAGUAUCCCCAUCAGAAGUACACGAAGGAGGCUAACUUCGCCGAGGGUGCAUUCUACGAUCCAUCGACCGGACGUCGCCUGGGCUCAUCCGCCAACGUGGCCGACUGGCAUCAGCUCGUCCACGAGCGCGUCCGCCGGGCCACCGACAAUGGUGCUGGGGAUAGGGGCUCAUCCGGCGGAUCUGGACGCGGUCGCGAGGACAACAAGAAUACCUGCUCGCUCUACAUUCAAACGGAUCCAUUGAUAUGGCGCCACAUACGAGAAGGCAUUGCUGAUCACGAUCGUGGACGCAAGUACGAGGUGGAUGAGAAAACGCGCGAGGAAAUCACAUCGUUGAUUGCACAUCACGUGACGGCCGUUAAUUACAUUUACCGCAACACAAAGUUCGACGGACGCACCGAGCAUCGCAACAUACGCUUUGAGGUGCAACGCAUUAAGAUCGAUGACGAUUCGGCCUGUCGCAAUUCCUACAAUGGUCCACACAAUGCCUUUUGCAAUGAACACAUGGAUGUCUCGAACUUUUUGAAUCUCCAUUCCCUGGAAGAUCACUCGGACUUUUGUCUGGCUUACGUGUUCACCUACAGAGAUUUCACUGGCGGCACUUUGGGUCUGGCCUGGGUGGCCAGUGCGUCGGGAGCCUCUGGUGGGAUCUGCGAGAAGUACAAGACAUACACGGAAACGGUUGGUGGACAGUACCAGAGCACCAAGCGAUCACUCAACACGGGCAUCAUCACCUUUGUCAACUACAACAGUCGGGUGCCACCGAAAGUGUCGCAGCUUACGUUGGCACACGAGAUUGGCCACAACUUUGGGUCACCUCACGAUUACCCGCAGGAAUGUCGUCCUGGUGGCCUAAAUGGCAAUUACAUUAUGUUCGCCAGUGCCACCUCCGGUGAUAGGCCAAAUAACUCAAAGUUCUCGCCCUGCUCCAUUCGGAACAUCUCCAAUGUCCUUGACGUGCUGGUGGGCAACACGAAGCGGGACUGCUUCAAGGCCUCGGAAGGUGCCUUCUGCGGCAACAAGAUCGUGGAGUCUGGCGAGGAAUGCGACUGUGGCUUCAACGAGGAGGAGUGCAAGGACAAGUGCUGCUACCCGCGUCUGAUCAGCGAGUACGACCAGUCACUGAACUCCAGUGCCAAGGGAUGCACGCGCCGCGCCAAGACCCAGUGCUCACCAUCGCAGGGUCCGUGCUGUCUGUCCAACUCCUGCACCUUUGUGCCGACGAGCUACCAUCAGAAGUGCAAGGAGGAGACGGAGUGCAGCUGGUCGAGCACAUGCAACGGAACCACGGCCGAGUGUCCGGAGCCACGUCAUCGCGAUGACAAGACCAUGUGCAACAAUGGAACAGCGCUAUGCAUCCGCGGUGAAUGUAGUGGAUCGCCAUGUUUGCUCUGGAAUAUGACGAAGUGCUUCCUUACCUCGACCACGCUGCCGCACGUGAGCAAGCGCAAGUUGUGCGACUUGGCCUGCCAGGAUGGCAAUGACACCUCCACCUGCCGCAGCACCAGCGAGUUUGCUGAUAAAUAUAAUAUUCAAAAGGGUGGUAUUAGUCUGCAGCCCGGUUCGCCAUGCGAUAACUUCCAGGGCUACUGCGAUGUGUUCCUUAAGUGUCGAGCCGUGGAUGCCGAUGGUCCGCUUGUUCGGUUGAAGAAUUUGUUGCUCAACCGGCAGACACUGCAAACGGUGGCCGAGUGGAUCGUCGACAAUUGGUAUCUAGUGGUUCUAAUGGGAGUGGCCUUUAUUGUGGUCAUGGGUUCGUUCAUCAAGUGUUGUGCCGUGCACACGCCCAGUUCCAAUCCGAAGAAGCGACGAGCUCGUCGAAUCAGCGAAACUCUGAGAGCUCCCAUGAACACUUUGCGUAGAAUGCAACGUCAUCCCAAUCAGCGAGGAGCAGGGCCUCGAAGCAUCCCACCGCCGGCGCACGAGGCGCAGCAUUAUCCCCGCGGCGGAGAAGGUCGCGGCGGCGGCGGUGGAGGCGGCGGUCGCCACGGUGGCUCUAGGUCACACCAUCAGCAGCAUCCGCACGAUUGGGAUCGCCAUCAGGGCGGUCACUCAAUCGUCCCAUUGCCCACCGGCGGCAGCCAUUCAAGUCGCAACGCGGCGGCGAAUCAAGCGAGAAGAAGCGAUGGACGAGGUCCACGAUCCACCAGCAGUGGGCGGCCGCAGGCUACAACCAGCGGUGCCGCGAGAGAAGCAGCGCGAUCUCAUGGCGGGUACGGAGCCGAACAGGCGAUACCGGGUUCCAUUGGUGGUGGUGUCCAGGCGGCCAUUAGCAGCGGCGGUGUGGUGGCUCGGGCCCAGCUGCCGCUGCCAUUGCCGCCGCCAAAUGGACAGCAGCAAAUGCAACAGCAGCAACAACAACUGCAACUACAGCAACCGGCAAUUUCGCCGCAGCAGCAGCCCCAGCAAGCGUUCUACACGCCGAAAGAACUACCACCACGCAAUAAGUCCCGAUCAUCACGUACCAACACCUCCAACAACACAACCACCACCAACUCAUCCACAGCGGCAGCCGGAAGUGGUUCGGUCUCGGGAUCGGGGGCGGGCAGUAGUAGUAAGAGCAAGAGCGGGAAAAGUGCCAAAGCCAAAGACUCAAAGUCGCAAAAAUCGCAGCAGGCCAGCAACAGUCGCAGCAGCAGCAAGGAGAAGGCCGUCAAGCCAGUGCGCCGAAAUAUCGUUUAUUAGGAGCGGAACCAUCACAUUGCCAUACACAACACUGAACGAAAUAUAGCCCCGAACCCAAAAUAUCAAUGCAACCAUAUAUAGAAUCGCCCGCUGCUAGUCAUCGAACUACAUGUAUGAGUUGUUGCUUCCCAUCCACCGACAAACACAAACAGAAAAGAAAUUAUAAUG